Molecule: messenger RNA, 3892 nt
Organism: Phymastichus coffea
Lineage: Eukaryota; Metazoa; Arthropoda; Insecta; Hymenoptera; Eulophidae
Gene: Ntan1
Product: protein N-terminal asparagine amidohydrolase
Exons: 10
Coding region: 668-1600 (310 amino acids)
Biological process (GO): ubiquitin-dependent protein catabolic process
Cellular component (GO): nucleus
Molecular function (GO): protein-N-terminal asparagine amidohydrolase activity
Source: RefSeq, a predicted model, not a curated record
AGCGGAUCACCACCACAGUGUACAUCCUUUGCGAACGCGUCAAACGCACUUUCGACUUCUUUGCGCUUUUUUGCCCGAAAAUAAGCAUGUCCACGAAAGUUGAGUUUAAAUAAAAAGUUGCUUCCUGAAGUAUUGGUGAUAAAAUAUCUUUACUGUUCGUGCACGUAUACUACUAUGACUUGGUGUCCGUUUAAGUACUUAUUUAUGAAUCUUAUUCGUCUCUCUUUCUAUUUUGCUUUGUUUUAUGUGUAACGCGCGUGUUUUAUGUGCCACCAGUUGCGCAUUACACAACGUUUUCGUGUGGAUUGUCGUGCCACUUGAAAGUUAAGUUUUGAAAAUAUAAUUUCGAUGGUAUUGCUUCUUAUUUGUAAAACGACUCACCUGCUGUUUAUUGUGAGCACAGUCAAGUGGCUGCCGAUUAAAGUCUUUCGUAAAGGGGAUGGAAGUGAACAAACGACGGGUGGAAGGAGUGGACACAAUUGUACUUGGCUAUCAAUCUUUCCGCAAAUGGAUCAGCGAUUAUAAGCUCAUUCGUUCGUGGUCUCUGCAACUUGAGUAUUGCCGGAACUAUGGAAGAUGAGAUUUAGCAAUUGGUCGUUCAACAAGAUUGCCAAUAACAUCGCGUAGCUGUUGUGGAAGCAACGCGGAAAAGUACGAAAACCAAAAAAUGGUGUUGGUAGUGAACGGUGUAUUGCAGGACGAUGUGCCUCCAGACAGCCGAACCCUUUACACAGCUCAUCCCGUAUAUCGGGACACCGCUGCUCAAUUACACAUGAUACCGGUCAAACUGGUGGGUCCCGCGGGUCUUCUCUACGUGCAACAGAGAGAAAUGGCGGCUACCUUGCCACACGACAAAAACGUCACGAUUCUCGGUUCGGAUGACAUGACUACGUGUAUAAUUAUCAUUCUAAGGCAUUCUGGCUCGGGAGCAGCAGCAAUGGCACAUUUGGACGGCUCGGGCACGCAAGAAGCGGUGAUACAGAUGAUACACAAGGUAUCAGAGUUGGCGCUCGGUUAUCCCGAAGGGCGCUUGGAGUUGCAGUUGAUAGGCGGCUACGCUGAUCCUUGCAACUACUCCGAAGAACUUUUCUACAAUAUUUUAUCGGUCUUUCACAAGCAACCCAUCGAAAUUGACCUGACGCUGUGCUGUGUGGGCGAGUCGAACACGACGGUACGUGGCGGCAUUCACUGGCCAAUGAUUUACGGAGUCGGGCUCAACGUGAAAACCGGCGAAAUCUUUCCGGCCACUUUUCCUGACAAGGGUCCCGAGCAGCCUCUCAGAAGCGCCAGGCAUCUAACUGGUGGAGAGGAGGUACUGGAUAUUUACGAUUGCACGCUCGGCCUUUUGAGAAUUGGACCGUUUAAUUACGAUCCUUUACGCGGAGUUGACCUGUGGCUCGCACAAUCCGAUCAAUUCAUUCUGCAACAUUUGUCAACGUCACCGGAAGUCGAACUUCCUCAUUUUGUCUCUCAGGUCAGAGCGACGCUAAAGUACAUACGGCAAAAUCCGUUCCCGGCCGUGACGGUAUUCCGUGACAACAGGCCACAUUAUUACCGGCGAGACGAAACCACCGGCUUAUGGCAGCCUAUACCAUAUUAGCUUUCUAACGCUCACUCACCUGACUGCCCGUGAAACCUGCGAAUUCUCGAUCAGCGCGUGAUAAUGUUUCUAUUCAGCCUUGUUAAAUUUAAUUCUUACUAGCGUUGCUAUUCUCUGUGGGGAGCUUCGUGAAUCGUUGUGAGGUCAUAAUUCAUUAUACAAAAUUUCUUUCAUUUCAUUGAUUUAUUUAAACGAGUCAAUUUUAAAAAGUCUUUUUGUGAAAACUUUCGAUAUUGUGAAAAGUAUGCUUUAAAUGUGCAAAGGGAGGGGGAGGGGGGAAUAUAUCCGCAAAACACAGCCAAAUGCACCACUGCUAUGCCCCCUGCGAUUUAUUAAAGGGUCCUACUUCGGUGAAGGAAGCCGGCGCUGACUUCCACGGGCACGAAUCUACCGCGACGACGGGGAAAGGUGAAUGGAAGAAGUCGGAAUAAAUACAAAGAGGCGAUCCCUUUAUUUACGCCAUCGGAAAAUUACAUUUACGUAUUCUUACAAAUUACAAUGGUGAGCGCAUUCGCUCAAUCCACAGAACGCGACAGCAGGCGGCGAAUAGGAGCGUAUUCGCUCAACUAUCAUACGCGACGAGUCUAUAAUAUUUAGGAGCGGAUUCGCUCAACUAUCAAACGCGACAAUUCAAUUCGCGGCGUUGUACCGGGCGAGAGCUGGUACGUGAGAGAGAGAUCCGCGGAAUAGAGCAGAAUCGAACCCACCGGGUAACUCCUCCCGCGGCUCGCUGGUAGAGAGCCGGCGUCGGCGAAAUCGUAGUCCAGCCGGCAGUGGAGCUCGUCGGAUCACCGGCGGCGGCUGGUUGGCGGCUGGCGGCCGGGAUCGGCUCCUCGAUCGUCUGAUGGUGAUCGCCGGGGGAGCUGCUCGAACAGCAGCCGGAGACUUGCCACACAAAGACUCUCUCUCGUCCUGGGUUUCUCUCUCUCUUGGCGCGUUGUCCAGUUUCUCUCGCCCCGUGACCUGAUUAGCCUACGGUCACUCUCCAACUCUUUCAAUCUUUCCCGCUCUCGUAAUUCUCGCGGCGCGAGCCGCGCUUUUCGCGUUCUCGCUUAUUCCUCUUCCUCUCUCGCUCUCUCUCUCUCUCACGCUCUUCGCGCUCUCGCUCUUUCUUACGCCGUCUUCUCCGCCGGCCGCGCUCUCCCCUCUCCAGGCCCUGCAACGACCCGAGCGCGUGAAUGCUAUGUCAACCAUAGCCACGAUCGGCCGCUACAUCCGUGCGAGGAGAGUGCCGCGCACAGGGCUAGCGAACAUCGCUAUCAGCCCUAUCACAAAUGAACGCCGACUCAUACAUUGCAAUAAUUUUUCUUGAUAUCGUUCCACUGAGUAGGAUUGAAGUUUUUCAGUUUGAAUUUGAAACCAGUGUCUAUUUUGUUUUCAUAAAGGGCGUUUUACGUGUGAAUUAUUACUAAGCUUUAAUGUUGAAAUAGCAAAUAAAUAAUUUGCUUUUUUACUUACUUAUUUGAUCGAGAUAUUUUAUCUAGAACUCCGUCAGAGACUUAAUGUGUUGUAUAAAUUUGAUCAUUUUCCUUGAAAGGAAAUCAAUAAAACGUUUGUAUAUGUGAUUGAAAAAAUGUAUAACAUUGUUAAUAUAUUGCUUCAAUAUUCAAUUGAAUAAAUAUUUAGAAUAAAAUAUAUAGAUCAGCAAUAGUAUUUAUAUCAAUGAAUUGAGCAUUUUUUGUUUCACUACAUUUUAACAGCUAAAAAAAAAUUUUUGUAAUUAGAAAAGUACAAAGAAAUGCCCAACAUUGUGUAGAAUAAAAUAAUUAGUAAUAUGUGUUGCAAAAUGAUCAAUAAACAUCUUGCUAUGAUCAUUUAUUUAGUACUUUACUUUACCUCUACAAUACAAAUUUUCACAUCUAGGGUAAGCAAAUACUUGUAUCAAGAAUACUUUAUUCUAGUAAACAUUGUAUUGUAAUUUGAAGAGCAUUCAAAUGUGUUAUAAAAGUUUGAAAAAACUUAUUGAUAAAGAAAGUGAUUGAAACUCCAUCCGUCAAAGUACUUGUAAUUGACUUGAAUUUAUGAACUAUAUAGCGAACAAAAAUAGUAAACAUCUCCGUAUUUUGAUAAAUGAAGAUAACAUUAAAUAUAUUUAUAUUAUUGUAAAAGUAAAUGAAAUUAAGUUAGUUCUACAAAAAGUAUACACUCGUGGAGUUCAUAUUGCAUUGUAAUUUUUUUUGCUCUUGAACGAAAAACAAAGAAAAUUAUACUGAAAAUAUUUGUCUAAAUAUUAUUUGACCAUCAUUAUAAUAAUAUAAAAUUUUACUCUGAAAUUAAAUUAUUAAUACGCAU